AAUAUUGAGCAGAUCGAGCUCUGGAUAUCCACCUGCCACCACUCUAUUCUUCACGUAUUCGGACAUCUUUCCGUCACCUUCACCAGAGCAUAACACAAUGCCUUUGCCCACACGCAAGAUUGGUGAUGCAGACGUCGGUUGCAUUGGUUUCGGAGGGAUGGUUUUCUCAGCAAACUACGGUCCUACGAAGCCAGACGAAGACCGCCUCAAGGUAGGCGGCCUGUCUCACGCGGCCGGCUCGCCGGCUGCUAACGUGCAACGCUGCCUUAGGUUCUGGAUGCUGCCUACGAGCGAGGCUGUGCAUUCUGGGACACGGCGGACGGCUAUGGGGACAGCGAGGACCUCAUUGGAAAGUGAUUCGAGCGCACCAACAAGCACAAUGAAAAUUUCCUUGCCACGAAAUUCGCUUUUCGUGCGAUAGAUAGUAAGGGUGUCGUGAUUGAUGGCACACCGGAAUAUGCGAGGUUGGCCAUCGACAGGUCUUUGAAGAGGCUCGGUGUGGCCUUGUCGAUUUGCUCGUGAAGAUCGGCUAUAUAUUGGGCAGACCGAGCUCUGAUCAUCCACCUGCCAUCACUCUACUCUUCACAUACUC
Phanerochaete carnosa HHB-10118-sp is the source of this 592-nucleotide messenger RNA. RefSeq lists its product as uncharacterized. NCBI's taxonomy places the organism in Eukaryota, Fungi, Basidiomycota, Agaricomycetes, Polyporales, Phanerochaetaceae. The record is from RefSeq and is a predicted model, not a curated record. The coding region runs from base 98 to 421 and encodes 107 amino acids. The transcript has a single exon.